AUGGGCGAGUCGCUGGCAUGGCGGGUGAAGACCUACCUGCAGUGGACCGGAUGGCUCCAGUACAUUCCGAACAUGGUCGCUGCAGUGGUCGUGGGAACGCUAGCCUUGUUGCUCCACUAUCUCGCGUUCGCUAGGAGCUCCCAGCUCCUCACUGCCCUGAGCAUCUUCCUUCUGUGCGUUCUGGCCUUUGAUCUUGUGACUGUCAAGCUGGGACUGCAUCCAGCGGAGCCGAUCCCGAAUCGCAGAGAUGAGUUGGAUGCCUUCGAUGUGAUGGUGCAGAGGCGCUCAUGCAGAUCAUUCCAGGCGGCUCGUGACCUCACGGCGCCCCACCUCAGCGAAAUCAUGGAGGCAGUGAAGACUUUCACCGAGCCGUCACAGCUCCUAGGCAAAGGGAAGAUCCGCUUCGAGUACGUCAAGGAGCCAUUGACGGUGUGGCCGGUGGUUGGAGCCCACGAAUUCCUCGUGGCCCUGGCGCCCAAAGAGUACGACCGAUUAGCCAUCCUGGAUGUGGGGAGGAGCCUGCAGAAGAUCGUCCUGCAGGCGACGCGCAUGGGCCUGGCUACCUGUUGGAUCGGCCCCGGCGCAGAUCACAAAAGUGUGAUCUCCAAGCUGGGGAGCCGCUACAACGAAGACAAGGACCACAUCAUCUGCGUCUGCGCUUUCGGGUAUUCCUCCUGGUACAUUCCCACGGCGAUCCAGCUGAUCAUGCAGACCAUGAGCAAAAGGCGCAUGCCACUGGGCAAGCUCUUCUUCGCAGACCCCGAGUUCCAGCAGCCUUUGGACACAAAGGCUUCUCCUUAUGAUCGCUUCGGCCGCUGUUAUGAGGCUUGCCGCUGGGGUCCUUCGUCCUUCAACGCGCAGCCUGUGCGCGUGUUGGGCGCGCAGGGAGGGCGCCGUUUCGAUUUCUAUGGAGCGAACAGCUCUCGCUACUACACGCCCGUGGCCGUAGGGAUAUGGCUGGCGAACUGGGAGACGGGUUGCCAAGCCCUUGGCCUGAAGGGGCACUUCGCCACGCUGCCGGGGGAGCAGGGGACGAAGUCGCUACAAAGCGAUGGGCCCGUGUACGACAUGAGCUGGAUGAGCGACGAGGUUUGA
This is a messenger RNA of Symbiodinium natans, 1095 nucleotides long. The record is from the annotation of a GenBank genome assembly. NCBI's taxonomy places the organism in Eukaryota, Dinophyceae, Suessiales, Symbiodiniaceae.